Messenger RNA from Fulmarus glacialis (Northern fulmar), 607 nucleotides. It is a transcript of the gene DNAAF19, whose product is annotated as coiled-coil domain containing 103. NCBI's taxonomy places the organism in Eukaryota, Metazoa, Chordata, Aves, Procellariiformes, Procellariidae. Gene Ontology annotation, biological process: determination of left/right symmetry; inner dynein arm assembly; epithelial cilium movement involved in extracellular fluid movement. The record is from RefSeq and is a predicted model, not a curated record. The transcript is spliced from 2 exons. Gene Ontology annotation, cellular component: outer dynein arm. The annotation marks the transcript as partial.
GAACAUCGUGCUGGCAUCACACCUGAAGCCCCUAGAGAAAAAGGACAAGAUGGGUAAGAGGAGGAACGUGCUGUGGAAUCCCUGUGCAGCCCACGCCAAGGCCCCACAAGCCAGCGACGUGGAAAUACCCCAGGAACUGGAUCAACUGCCCAGAACCUCUGCCGAAUUUUACAGAGAUUGGCGCAGAUGCUUAAAAAGCGGAAAAGAAAAGUACCAGCUUUUGCUUGAACUUGGAGGGAAGGCCUUGGGCAGAAUCUUUCAGGCUGACUUGGGCUUUGGCCUCCUGGGUGAAUUCCUUACGGUGCUGGCAGAGAACAUCUGUCAUGAAGACAGAGAUGCCAUCCUUCAGAUCUUACAGAGCCUUUCAGGCACCAAGCGCUUCGGGUUAAACGUGGAUCUCCUGAGUGAGUCGGAGAAGGAGAGUAGCAGGGAUUUGUUUAGGAAGCUGCGGAGCAUGAGCAGGGAUUAUUGGACCGCUGGCUGUUCCAGCAGCCCAGCCGGCUGCGAAGCAGAGAGGGAAGACCACGUCAGGGACACCAGCCUGCAAAGGGAAGCCGAAGAGGAAAGAAUGGUGAUGGAGCUAUUGAAAUGUUACCAGGUCAACUGA